Messenger RNA from Elaeis guineensis (African oil palm), 1788 nucleotides. The record is from RefSeq and is a predicted model, not a curated record. NCBI's taxonomy places the organism in Eukaryota, Viridiplantae, Streptophyta, Magnoliopsida, Arecales, Arecaceae.
AUGGCUGUUUGUAGUAGUUGGCGUUCAAAUGCAUCCAGACUUCUUAUGCAUGUCAUGUUGAUCGUGCUCUUCCUCUUUUGUCUCUGCCUUGGUGGCAGAGAUGGUUCCAUGGUGGAGGGGAGCUGCAUAGAGAAUGAAAGGAGAGCUCUACUUUCCAUCAAAGAAGACAUGUACGAUCCUGACCAGUGGCUCUCCUCUUGGAAGGACCAUGACUACUGCGGAUGGAGUGGAGUGGGCUGCAACAAUAUCACGGGCCAUGUGGUAAAACUCGAUCUCAGAUAUCCAUAUGACUUAGAUGUCCAAUAUGAAACUAUGAAAUUUUCAGGUCCAAGUAAGGUGAAUCCUUCUUUGCUUGACUUGAUGCAUUUGAAGUAUCUGGAUUUGAGCUUGAACAAUUUUUCUGGAGCUCCCAUUCCUAAAUUCAUUGGCUCCCUUGUGCAUUUAGAAUAUCUCAACCUCUCCAAUGCCAAGUUCAGUGGAUCGAUUCCACCUGAGCUUGGAAACCUCUCGUGCUUGCACUUCCUCGACAUUAGUUGGAAUGGUUAUUAUUUUUAUGAUUCUAGAUGGAGCUCCUUACGUGUUGAUAGCCUUCGUUGGCUCUCCAACAUCCCUUCUUUGCACUCACUUGACUUGAGCGGCGUCAACCUCUCAAAGGCAGCCAACUGGCUUCACGAGAUUAACAUGCUCCCUUCUCUAUUAGAUUUGUGUUUGUCCUGUACUGACCUUCCUGUUGCGUCUGCUUCUAUAUUACAUGUUAACCUCACAUCUCUCACCAUGCUUGAUCUUUUUGGGAAUUACCAUCUCAAUGCUACCAUACCAUGUUGGCUGUUCAAUAUCAGCAGUCUCAUGCAUCUAGAUCUUUAUGGAUGUGGUUUAUCUGAUAGGCUACUAUUUGCUACAGGGGAUUUACAUAACUUGAAAUUCUUAGAUUUAUUUGAUAAUCAAAUUACCAGAGAAAUUUCCUCCAACUUAGCAAACCUCAGCCAUCUGGAACAUUUGGAUUUGUCUUGGAACAAAAUUAGUGGACAGACAUGGAGAAGCAUCGAGAACCUCCACAACUUUGUGGAAUUGGAUUUGUCUUAUAAUCAAAUUACUAGAGAUUUCUUCCAAAACUUGAGAAACCUCAGCCAUUUGGAACAUCUACAUAUGGCUUCAAACAAAAUUUGUGGAGAGAUACCGAAAAGCAUCAAGAACCUCCGCAACUUAGUAGAAUUAGAUUUGUCAUACAAUAUAAAUAUAAGUGGAGAGAUACCAGAAUUCAUUGGGAAUCUAAUUCACCUACAGGUGCUACAUUUAUCAGGCAAUGAGAUCAGCAGUGAGAUACCAAAAAUCAUUGGGAAUCUCAUCCACCUACAAACUCUAGAUCUAUCAUCUAACAAGAUCAGUGGAGAGAAACCACAUGCCUUUGACAAGCUUCAUAGCCUACAUUAUUUGGCAUUAGCAUCAAACCGUAUAACCAGAAAGAUACCGAGAUUUAUAGGAAAUCUGUGUAAGUUGAAUGGGCUAGAUAUAUCUGAUAACAGUAUUACUGGUGAGCUUGUAAAUACAAUAGAAAGUUGGUCUAAGUGUACAGAAAAUAGACCAGAUGGGAGAAGAUCUCUACAAGGCUUAACAUCACUUAAUGUGGGUUACAAUAACUUGAGUGGAACAAUCCCACAAACUCUUCAGCUAUCUGCAUUGCAAGAGUUGGUUCUCGCUUCAAAUUCCUUUACAGAUCAUUUGACCGAAGCCCACUUUGCCAACCUUACAAGAUUAGACUACUUGGAUCUAUCUUACAACUCAUUUCAG